AUGGUGAUGCUGUUAGACUACCAACAGAAUGGAUUUUAUUUUGGAACUGAACGGUUUAAAAAUAAAAAAGUGGAGAUACCAGAAAAAGAAAACAGCAUUCCGCACAUCUUAGAAAUCCAGAAAGCUAUGGUAUCUCACAGAAUCAAACUUCGUGCUGCCCUCGCCCGCAGUAGAAUAAGAGAUUGUGCUAUAAGUGUUGAAGCAUUACUUCCGAAGGAAGAGCAAGACAAAUUACAAUAUGCAGCACAACAGCCGGUUUAUGCAAGAGUGAACACGUGGAAGGCGUCUUAUAGUGAUAUACUAGAGACACUUACGAGUGAAGGUUUCUUAAUGGAGGAUAGCUUGCCUUCACCAGAAGAUGAUGAAAGUGGUUUAAGUGGGCGCUGUUUUAUGAAGGAUCCACAUUUUGAUAACUUGUUUGUGUUCUCACCAACAAUCAAGUUUCAACUGUAUGAUCAUGACUUGGUGAUAGAUGGCAAGCUGGCGAUACAGGUUUGUCAUUAGCUUGUUUUUAAAACAAAGAAUAACAAUGUAUUCUUACUUGUGAGGCAUUUCAGGAGCAUGAAUCAUAGAUCUUACUCUUAAUACUGUUAAAAAAACCGUUGAAUUAUUAACAGGAACAAAUAAUUAUAUGCGCAAUGUUUUCAUCUAGGGGUUUUUAAAAUCCUGGGGAGAUUCCCAAAUCUAAGGGAAUGUGAUGCUCUUUGGAAGAUUGGAAUUAAACCUCUAAUGGAUUUUUACUUCACGGAUUUUUGCCGACGUGCAACUUGUUUUGCACCAUUGCUGCAAGACGAGUGCAAUAGUUGUACGUUUUACCGACUACGAAUCAACCUGUCUUGCAACAAAUCAGUUUUUGGCAGCCGGGUUGUGAAAAGCAUCGUCAAAAGUAGAGUGUACAUAGUUCCACUUUUUGGAACCAAAUCUCUACAUGUUGGGCGUUUUACCGGCCCAAGGCAAACUUGUUUUGCAGUUACUGACGCAUCUCCUGUGUAUGGAGUGCCUCUCUUGUAAUUUUAUCCUGUUGGAAGGCAGUAUUCACGCAUCUUGCAGCAACCUAAAACGUUUAACAUUUUCAAUUCGUUUUGCAGCAAUGUUGCAAAACAAGUUGCACGUUUUUCUGUCCCCUUUUUACCGUACUUUUACUAAAUAAACGCAAUGUGCAUGCUUUGUGUAAAAAUUUUACCCGUUUAUGAUAAUGUGCGUGUAUUUUGUGCCCCGGGAUUUUUGCGUGUAUUUUUCACACACAUGUUUUUGCGCGUGCGUAUCUUGUUUAAACUGCGUGCAUUGUGCAGAUUUACACGUAUGAAAAUACGCUUGUAAUGCUUCAGUGCGCGUGAACCGUACUGUACGAUAGCCAGAAAACAAUGGGGUUACUCACAAAUCUCUAAGCAAAUGUAGCGGUAAUAUCGUCUGGGCAGAGGCGCAGAGCCUGACCCAUACUGGCGUUUUACAUUGCCCGCUUGCAACACUCACAGAGGUUGUUUGUCAUAUGUAAUCAUAUUGAAUACAGUAGGAGAGUUAUUUUUUUGUCCACACUCAUGACAUGAUUAACGUUUUAUCUUUGCUUAAGAACCAUCGUGCCUUUUUAUUAUUCUCAGGACAAGUCAUCUAUAGCAGCUGCCGAGGUGAUAAAUUCUAUAGUGCUGGAGUUUGCAUCACAGAAAGAGAAGACUUUUCAACUUAUUCCUGGCGCAGAUGUCAAGUCGGUUUUAGGCGAAGGAGAUGACUUGAUUCAGACACAUGCUGAGUCUGGUAUGUCUUAA
Messenger RNA from Porites evermanni, 1763 nucleotides. The record is from the annotation of a GenBank genome assembly. Lineage: Eukaryota; Metazoa; Cnidaria; Anthozoa; Scleractinia; Poritidae.